Molecule: messenger RNA, 1728 nt
Organism: Recurvomyces mirabilis
Lineage: Eukaryota; Fungi; Ascomycota; Dothideomycetes; Mycosphaerellales; Teratosphaeriaceae
Exons: 2
Coding region: 1-1728 (575 amino acids)
Molecular function (GO): CoA-ligase activity
Source: RefSeq, a predicted model, not a curated record
AUGCGAUGGAAGUCGCCUCAUCCAGAUCUCGAUAUCCCCUCGGACGUAACAACCUUCCAAUGGGCCUUCGAAUCCCCUCAGCAUUCCCCUCUCCACUGUUCCUCAUCCGACAACCUGGGAUCCUACAUCGACGCCACCACCAAUGAACGUCUCGACUUCGCUCAAGUCAAGGAAUACGCAACUCACAUCAGCACGGCAUUAAUCCACGACCAUGGCCUCCACCCUGGUGACACCGUCUCCCUCUUCUCGACAAACACGAUCUGGUAUCCCGUCGUCGUAUGGGCCACGAUCCGAGCAGGAGGAAGGGUAAACGGGGCGAGUCCGGCGUAUAAUGCCGAGGAAAUGGCUUAUGCGCUCAAGACUGCUUCAACGAAGAUCCUCUUCACCCUACCUUCAUCCCUGGACGUGGCACUCGCGGCUGCCGAUCUAGCCGGUCUCCCGCAUAGCAAGAUCUUCCUGCUCUCUGGAUCCCGGUCUGGGUUUAAGAGUACAUCCGACCUCAUAGCCUCCGGCCGCCAACACAACCCACAUCCAUCCUGGUCGAUCCCGAAAAGCCAAACAAACAAAACAGUAUGCGGCUACCUCAACUUCUCCUCCGGCACCACCGGCCUCCCCAAAGCAGUAAUGCUCUCCCACCACAACCUCAUAGCCCAAUGCCACCAACUCAAACAACUCCAACUCGUCUCCCCAGGCCAAAGAUACAAGAUCCUAGCCGUGAUGCCCCUCUUCCACAUCACCGGCCUCGUGCGUUUCGUCCACUACCCCGUCUUCAUGAACGGCGACAGCAUCAUGCUCCCCUCCUUCUCCAUGCCCGCCAUGCUCGAAACAAUCAUCGCGCACGAAAUCGAAGAGCUCAUCCUCGUCCCACCAAUCCUGAUCCGUAUCGUCCGAGACAAAGUCGUCGACCCCUAUCUCCCCGCCCUCCGAAAAAUAAUAAAACGAUUCUCCUCCGGCUCCGCCCCUACAAGUCCUGAGAUCAUCACCCUUCUGCACAAGAAGUUUCCGCAUACGGGCUUCAGACAGGGCUAUGGGGCUACGGAGAGUACGGCGUGUAUCUCCUGUCAUCCUCCCAGCCACUACGAUUACAAGUAUGCUUCUACGGCCGGGCUAGCGUGCGCGAAUACGGAGAUGAAAGUGCUUUCGCUAGACUUAAACGGGGAGGCGGGGCAUGGGAGGAGGAGGGAAUUGGGGAUUGGGGAGACGGGGGAGAUUUGUGCCAGGGGCCCGCAGAUCGCGAUGGGGUAUCUGGGGAACGAGAGUGCGACAAGGGAGACUUUCGUGGAGGGGUGGUUGCAUACGGGCGAUGUGGGGAAUAUUGAUUCCGAGGGUCUGAUCCGGAUCGAGGAUCGGAUCAAGGAGAUGAUCAAAGUCAAGGGCCAGCAGGUUGCGCCGGCUGAGCUCGAAGACCUGCUACUGGGCCACGAGAGCGUGGAGGAUGUGGCUGUUCUUGGGAUCAAGGAUGAUUAUGCGGGGGAGAGGCCGAAGGCUUAUGUGGUCCUGAAACCGGGAUUUGAGCCGAGUGCCAGGCAAGGUAGGGUGUUGUUUGAUCUGGUCAAGGCGAGGAAGGUUAGGUAUAAAUGGCUUGAGGAGGUGGAGUUCACGGAUGUUAUUCCUAAGUCGCCUACUGGGAAGUUGUUGAGACGGGUGUUGAAGGUUAGGGAUAGAGAGGUGGGGAGGGUAAAGGGGGUUUGUGUUGUAGAUGGCGCGGUGGAAAGGGCGAAGCUGUAG